GCCCAUCAACUGCCAGCUCCAUCCACCACAACUCCGCGCGCCGCGUCUCGUUCACCUCUCCGAUAGACCCAAGACAACGACCACGCCAUCGAGACCAAGGACCGCCUCGCCAUAUAAUUUGCGCGGUCAUCACGAGAGAUUCCCAAUCUCUCAUCCUCAGGCGGCAGAUCAAACCCGGCCUCUAACUGACGACCAACCCGCCCCGCCGACAACCACCCCCACCCACCCAUACAUCUUCGGUCCGCCAUAAAAGAACCACCUGCGCAACAUGAGUUUCGUCCCCGUCAACCCGCGGCCCUUCCUGCAGGACCUGGUCAACAAGGACGUGGUGGUGCGUCUGAAGUGGGGCGAGACCGAGUACAAGGGGAGACUGGUGAGCAUCGACAGCUACAUGAACAUCCAGCUGAGCAACACGGAGGAGUUCAUCGACCGCAAGUUCACGGGGGCGUUGGGGCAGGUGCUGAUACGGUGCAACAACGUGCUGUACGUGACGGCGGCGACCGACAAGGGCGGGGAAGGUGAUCGGGAUACGAAGAUGGAGGGCUGAAAGUGAGAAGUUAGUCUGGGGAGGGAUAUCGCGGCAACGUUGGAGGGAGGAG
Chaetomium fimeti is the source of this 599-nucleotide messenger RNA. RefSeq lists its product as uncharacterized. Bases 269 to 547 code for a protein of 92 amino acids. The transcript is spliced from 2 exons. Gene Ontology annotation, molecular function: RNA binding. Gene Ontology annotation, cellular component: U1 snRNP; pICln-Sm protein complex; catalytic step 2 spliceosome. The record is from RefSeq and is a predicted model, not a curated record. Gene Ontology annotation, biological process: mRNA splicing, via spliceosome; spliceosomal snRNP assembly. NCBI's taxonomy places the organism in Eukaryota, Fungi, Ascomycota, Sordariomycetes, Sordariales, Chaetomiaceae.